AUGGCGGCGGCUGCUCUCCCCGCGCUCUGCACUGCUCCCAAACCCCUGGCCUUAUCGUUGCCUCGCUCCACACCGAUCAACCUCCGCUGCUCAAAGAUGGUAGGCAGCCCCGCCCGUUCCGUGAAGGCAGCGACCACCACGUCGACGCCAGUCGAGGAGGAAGCAGCUGCUGGGGUCGACGGCGGCGGCACAAAGCUGUCUGCUUGGACAAGCGUCCGGCAAGAGCGCUGGGAAGGCGAGUUGGCCGUCGAGGGAGAUCUCCCACUCUGGCUGAACGGCACGUACCUGAGGAACGGCCCAGGGGUGUGGGACGCCGGCGACGUCGCGUUCCACCACCUGUUCGACGGCUACGCGACACUCGUCCGCGUCUCCUUCUCGCAUGGCCAUGCCACCGGCGCGCACCGGCAGAUAGAGUCGGACGCGUACAUGGCCGCCAAGAAGCAUGGCCGGCCAGUGCUGCGUGAGUUUUCCCAGUGCCCCGAGCCCGGGACCCUGCUCGACCGCGUGCGCGACGCCGUGGGGCUCCUCAGCGGCGCGGCCCUCACCGACAACCCCAACAGCGCCGUGCUGCCGCUCGGCGACGGCCGGGUCAUGUGCCUCACCGAGACCACCAAGAGCUCCGUCCUGAUAGACCCGCACACGCUCGACACGGUCGGCAAGUUCAAGUUCACGGGAAAAGUCGGCGCCAAUGCGAUGAUACAGUCGGCGCACCCGAUUGUGACCGAGUCCGAGUUCUUGACGCUGCUCCCUGACCUUGUCCGGCCAGGCCACCUUUUGGUGAGGAUGGAGGCUGGGAGCAACGAGAGGAAGGUCGUAGGGAGGGUGGACUGCCGGAGUGGGCCGACGCCGGGAUGGAUGCACUCCUUUGCCGUGACGGAGAAGUAUGUCGUGGUGCCCGAGAUGCAGCUCCGGUACUCGUCGACCAGCCCGCUCAAGUCCGAACUCGCCCGGUUCUACGCCUUCGACUGGCUUCCUGCGUCCGGGAGCUACAUGCACGUCAUGUGCAGGUCCACCGGCAAGACUGUGGCGAGCGUUGAGGUGCCACCUUUCAUGGCAAUCCACUUCAUCAAUGCGUACGAGGAGGUAGGCGAGGAAGGCCAGGCUGCUCAGGUCAUCGUCGAUUGCUGCGAGCACUACGGUGACCCUGCAAUCAUCGAGACGCUUGUCCUCCAGGGACUGAGGUCGUUCAGGGGCACGGACACGCUGCCUGACGCCAGAGUCGGCCGGUUCAGGAUACCACUGGACGGCAGCCCGUCCGGCGAGCUCCAGACGGCGCUGGACCCUGAGGAGCAUGGCCGAGGGAUGGACAUGUGCAACAUCAACAGGGCGCGCCUCGGGAAGAAGUACCGAUAUGCUUACGCCUGCGGCGCACGCCGGCCUUGCAACUUCCCCAACACGCUCACCAAGAUCGACCUGGUGCUGCGGAAGGCCAUGAGCUGGCACGAGGAGGGCGCCGUGCCAUCAGAGCCCUUCUUCGUGGCAAGGCCCGGGGCAACCGACGAAGACGACGGAGUGGUCAUGUCUAUCGUCAGCGCCGAGGAUGGUGGAGGUUUCAUGGUGGUGCUCCACGCGGCCACGUUCAAAGAGAUUGCGCGCGUCAGGUUCCCAUAUGGGCUACCCUACGGUUUCCACGGAUGCUGGAUUCCAGCCAAGAACUGA
Messenger RNA from Triticum dicoccoides, 1659 nucleotides. Its product is annotated as carotenoid cleavage dioxygenase 8 homolog A, chloroplastic-like. Bases 1 to 1659 code for a protein of 552 amino acids. Gene Ontology annotation, cellular component: chloroplast. The record is from RefSeq and is a predicted model, not a curated record. The transcript is spliced from 3 exons. NCBI's taxonomy places the organism in Eukaryota, Viridiplantae, Streptophyta, Magnoliopsida, Poales, Poaceae. Gene Ontology annotation, molecular function: carotenoid dioxygenase activity. Gene Ontology annotation, biological process: carotene catabolic process.